Molecule: messenger RNA, 1614 nt
Organism: Aspergillus oryzae RIB40
Lineage: Eukaryota; Fungi; Ascomycota; Eurotiomycetes; Eurotiales; Aspergillaceae
Product: MDR family MFS transporter
Exons: 5
Coding region: 1-1614 (537 amino acids)
Biological process (GO): transmembrane transport
Molecular function (GO): transmembrane transporter activity
Source: RefSeq, a predicted model, not a curated record
AUGUCGCCCCCCACGCCCGAGACCAAGAAUGACACAGACCAUGGCCAUGAGCUGCCAUCCUCUAUCACCUCCGCCAGUGGGCCUGGCGACGAGAAGGACCUCGCGUAUGCGACGCCCCUGCGCUUGACCAUGAUCAUGUGCACGUUGAGUCUCAGUACCCUGAUCGCCGCCUUGGACUUGGGUAUCGUCGCUACCGCUAUUCCCGAGAUCACUAGCGAUUUCCACGCCCUCGACCAUAUCGGAUGGUAUAGCGGGGCCUGUUUCCUGCUCGUCGGCACCACCUCCGCUCCCUGGGGUAAGAUGUACAAAUACUUCUCGGCCACCUACAUCUACAUGACCGCGUUGGGUCUUUAUUUGGUGGGCAGUGUGGUUGCGGCGGCGGCCCCAAGCAGCAUAGCUUUGAUCAUUGGACGCGCUCUGCAGGGCUGGGGCUGUGCCGGCACUCUGGGGGGCUCCGUGCUAAUCAUCAACUUCACGGCCGAACCCAAGCUCCGUCCGAUGCUCAUUGGUUUAUGGAUGGGUGUCUUUAUGAUUGCCACCACCAUUGGGCCCCUGAUUGGUGGUGUGUUUACCAGCGAGGUCAACUGGCGCUGGUGUUUCUGGGUUAACCUCCCCGUCGGCGGCACCGCCAUGGCCCUGCAGUUCCUCUUCCUGCGCAUGCCUAAGCACAUCAAGCCCACCCCGGCAACCUGGACCAAGAUUCUCCUCCACCUCGACCUCCCCGGAUGGACCCUGCUAUUCACCUCGGUCAUCUGCUUCCUCUUGGCCAUGGAAUGGGGCGGUCUGGCGAAAGAAUGGAGUGACGGCGCCGUCAUCGCCACUUUGACCCUCUGGGUUGUCUUGUCCCUUGCAUUUGUGGCCGUCGAGUGGUUCCAGGGCGAUUAUGCGAUGAUGCCGCUGCGCCUGCUGAAGUCGCGCACCUCCUGGUCGCAUCUCCUAUACGCGUGGAUUGCCAAUCUCGGAAACUUCCAAAUCCUGUUCUAUCUCCCCAUCUACUUCCAGUCCGUGCAUGGCUCGUCUGCCAUCAUGAGCGGCGUCUACAGUCUGCCGUUCAUGGCCUUCUACGCUUUUGGUGCCAUCGUCAGCGGUAUUCUCGUCGGGAAGACCCGCUUGCUACAGCCCAUUGAGUUAGUUAGCGGGCUGAUCACCGUGCUGGGCGCCGCCCUGAUCUACUGCAUCGACACUGGCACCCCCAAGGCCUGGUGGAUCGGCGCCCAGGUCCCGUUUGGUUUGGGAAUUGGCCUGGGAAACCAGGUGCCGGUGACCGCGCUGCAGGGGUUUGCCACCCCAGAAACGGUGGCCGCCACAAUGGGCGUGGCCUUCAUGUGUCAAGCCAUCAGCGGCGCCUAUUUUACUCUAUCGGUCACGGCUCCGCAGCUCAAUUCCUCUGAGAUCUCGUAUAUGGGUGUCACCGAGCUGAAGAAUGCCUUCCACGGGGAGGACUUGGCCUUGAUUCGGCAGGCAUACAUGGUUGGCAUCAAGGAUGUCUUUGCCUUUGCUCUGGCUGGGGCGUGCCUCACAGUCGUCCUGGCCCUGAUAGUUCCUUUCGAGAAACUGCCAGACCAUGAAGCCAAGAAGGACGAGGAUAAGGAGGCGGCUGACAAGGCCUCUUGA